This is a messenger RNA of Leptosia nina, 702 nucleotides long. The record is from the annotation of a GenBank genome assembly. NCBI's taxonomy places the organism in Eukaryota, Metazoa, Arthropoda, Insecta, Lepidoptera, Pieridae.
AUGGCUGCUGUAACACCUCGUCGGUCUUCGCGCCUUCCCCACAUACACACUCCGAAGAUGACUGAGCGUAAGAAAAGCCUUUUCGUAGCUGAAACUCCUCCAAAACAAGAGUCCUUGACGAAGCAUAGAACUUUAGCUGUUGUGGAUAGUGAAAGCGACAGCGAUGACUGCGACCUAGGUAUUAUCAGUACCCUGGAUUCAAGUUCCUGCGACGAAAAUGAUCCAAAAACCCCUGAAAAGUCUAUUUGGCAUGGGACUAGAAGUAACUCUCGCAGGCUGAACCAGACAACAGACUUGAAGAACUUCUUAAAAUCUCCCUUUACCCUGAAGAAGUAUCAAACUAGGUAUUCUUGUCCAGAAAAAUGUACAAGCUCCCUAUCAACACCAGCAACACCCCACUUUCAAAACCACCCUGGUACACCUUCAUCCACUCAUUCCUGCACCAGUGUUCACACCACUUCAUCUACCUCAAGCCGAGCACGAAAGAGUCUUGCUGGCCUUAUAGCAGAUACAGAGAGCUGCAGUAGCUCUUUAAAAGAUCUGAACUUUGACACAGACUCAGGCACUGACUCUAAAGAGAACACACCUACUAAAUCUCUACGACGAUCAAAACACACACACAAAAUGACACCAAAAUUGCAGAGCUUCAAAGGUGUUUUGAUGGAACAGAAAAAAAAUGACUCUCCAAUAAGACAGCUGUGA